GGCAUCUGUGCGACCACUUUCUGUCUGACGUAUGGACUGAUAGCUAUGCGAAGGGGAGACUCCCGUAAGCAGCAGCUGAUGAUGAGGGGCCGGGUGUUGGCGCAGGGCUUCACUGUUAUGGCACUCAUGUCAGGCAUUAUGUACUCUUUGGUCCAAAGGGCCAAACAGUCGUCCACUUAUAAAACAUAUUCAAGUGAUCAGUACUUAAAUAAGUUUUUAGGCAUCUGUGCGACCACUUUCUGUCUGACGUAUGGACUGAUAGCUAUGCGAAGGGGAGACUCCCGUAAGCAGCAGCUGAUGAUGAGGGGCCGGGUGUUGGCGCAGGGCUUCACUGUUAUGGCACUCCUGUCAGGCAUUAUGUACUCUUUGGUCCAAAGGGCCAAACAGUCGUCCACUUAG
Molecule: messenger RNA, 399 nt
Organism: Oppiella nova
Lineage: Eukaryota; Metazoa; Arthropoda; Arachnida; Sarcoptiformes; Oppiidae
Source: the annotation of a GenBank genome assembly